UCCGGCCCGGGCCCAACUCCCUCACGGGCCCCCCGGCGGCGGCGGCGGCAGCGGCGGAGCCCACCGCCCGGGCCCCGAUGAGUAACUCCCGGAAUAACCGGGUGAUGGUGGAAGGGGUUGGGGCCCGGGUAGUGCGCGGCCCGGACUGGAAGUGGGGGAAGCAGGACGGCGGCGAGGGCCAUGUGGGCACGGUCCGGAGCUUCGAGAGCCCCGAGGAAGUGGUAGUGGUGUGGGACAACGGCACCGCGGCCAACUACCGCUGCUCCGGGGCCUACGACCUGCGCAUCCUGGACAGCGCGCCCACGGGCAUCAAGCAUGAUGGAACCAUGUGUGAUACCUGCCGGCAGCAACCAAUCAUUGGCAUUCGAUGGAAAUGUGCAGAAUGUACAAAUUACGAUUUGUGCACUGUUUGUUAUCAUGGAGAUAAACAUCAUUUAAGACAUCGCUUUUAUAGAAUUACCACACCAGGAAGUGAGCGUGUUUUGUUAGAGUCUCGUAGAAAAUCUAAGAAGAUUACAGCCAGAGGGAUCUUCGCAGGUGCCAGAGUGGUAAGAGGAGUGGACUGGCAAUGGGAAGAUCAGGAUGGAGGAAAUGGACGAAGGGGAAAGGUAACAGAAAUCCAGGACUGGAGUGCAUCAAGCCCACAUAGUGCAGCAUAUGUUCUCUGGGAUAAUGGUGCUAAGAACCUUUACAGAGUUGGCUUUGAGGGCAUGUCUGAUCUCAAGUGUGUCCAGGAUGCCAAGGGAGGUUCUUUCUACAGAGAUCACUGCCCUGUGCUAGGUGAGCAAAAUGGCAAUAGGAAUCCUGGUGGAUUGCAGAUCGGUGACUUGGUAAAUAUAGAUCUCGACCUAGAAAUUGUACAGUCUUUGCAGCAUGGUCAUGGAGGAUGGACUGAUGGCAUGUUUGAGACUUUGACUACAACUGGAACUGUUUGUGGCAUUGAUGAAGAUCAUGACAUUGUAGUACAGUAUCCAAGUGGCAAUAGGUGGACCUUCAAUCCUGCUGUUCUCACAAAAGCAAACAUUGUCCGAAGUGGGGAUGCGGCUCAGGGUGCAGAAGGAGGCACCUCACAGUUUCAAGUGGGUGAUCUUGUACAAGUUUGUUACGAUCUGGAAAGAAUCAAACUUCUACAGAGAGGACAUGGAGAAUGGGCUGAAGCUAUGCUCCCAACUUUAGGUAAAGUUGGCCGAGUACAACAGAUUUAUUCUGACAGUGAUUUAAAGGUGGAAGUUUGCGGAACAUCUUGGACGUAUAAUCCAGCAGCAGUUUCCAAGGUGGCAUCUGCAGGAUCAGCCAUUAGCAACGCAUCUGGUGAAAGACUCUCCCAACUCUUGAAGAAAUUAUUUGAAACCCAAGAAUCUGGUGACCUCAAUGAAGAAUUAGUUAAGGCUGCUGCCAAUGGAGAUGUUGCUAAGGUGGAAGAUUUGCUAAAAAGACCAGAUGUGGAUGUAAAUGGACAAUGUGCUGGUCACACAGCUAUGCAAGCUGCUAGUCAGAAUGGACAUGUUGACAUUUUGAAGUUACUUUUGAAGCAAAAUGUGGAUGUAGAAGCAGAGGAUAAAGAUGGAGAUAGAGCCGUUCACCAUGCAGCUUUUGGAGACGAAGGCGCUGUCAUAGAAGUGCUGCACCGAGGCAGUGCUGACUUGAAUGCUCGCAACAAGCGCCGACAGACACCGCUUCAUAUUGCUGUCAAUAAAGGCCAUCUGCAGGUGGUGAAGACUUUAUUGGACUUUGGCUGUCAUCCUAGCCUCCAGGAUUCUGAAGGUGAUACCCCUCUUCAUGAUGCAAUAAGUAAGAAACGUGAUGACAUUCUGGCAGUUCUUUUAGAAGCUGGAGCAGAUGUUACCAUUACAAACAAUAAUGGAUUUAAUGCUCUACACCAUGCGGCACUAAGAGGAAAUCCCAGUGCAAUGCGUGUUUUGCUAUCUAAAUUACCAAGACCAUGGAUUGUGGAUGAGAAGAAAGAUGAUGGUUAUACUGCCUUGCAUCUGGCUGCCCUUAACAAUCACGUAGAAGUGGCCGAACUGUUGGUACACCAGGGUAACGCUAACCUGGAUAUCCAGAAUGUGAACCAGCAAACUGCCCUGCACCUUGCUGUUGAACGACAGCACACACAGAUUGUGAGGCUUUUGGUCCGUGCAGGUGCCAAAUUAGAUAUUCAGGAUAAGGAUGGGGAUACUCCUUUGCAUGAAGCUCUGAGGCAUCACACCUUGUCUCAACUACGUCAGCUCCAAGAUAUGCAAGAUGUGGGGAAGGUCGAUGCUGCAUGGGAGCCAUCCAAAAACACAUUAAUAAUGGGACUUGGUACCCAGGGGGCGGAGAAGAAGAGCGCAGCAUCUAUUGCCUGUUUUUUGGCUGCCAAUGGUGCUGACCUUAGCAUUCGAAAUAAGAAGGGCCAAUCGCCACUUGAUCUCUGUCCUGAUCCAAGUCUCUGCAAAGCACUGGCAAAGUGUCAUAAGGAAAAAGUCAGUGGUCAAGUGGGUUCUCGAAGUCCUUCUAUGAUUAGUAAUGAUUCUGAAACCUUAGAAGAAUGCAUGGUGUGCUCAGAUAUGAAGAGAGAUACUCUUUUUGGGCCAUGUGGACAUAUUGCUACCUGUUCUUUAUGUUCUCCACGAGUCAAGAAAUGCCUCAUCUGUAAAGAACAAGUUCAGUCCAGGACAAAGAUUGAAGAAUGUGUGGUAUGCUCUGACAAGAAAGCAGCUGUUCUUUUUCAGCCUUGUGGACACAUGUGUGCUUGUGAGAACUGUGCUAGUCUGAUGAAGAAGUGUGUGCAGUGUCGGGCAGUAGUUGAACGAAGAGUGCCUUUCAUUAUGUGUUGUGGAGGGAAAAGUUCAGAAGAUGCCUCUGAUGACAUCUCAAGUGGAAAUAUUCCAGUGUUACAAAAGGACAAAGAUAAUACCAAUGUCAAUGCAGAUGUGCAAAAGUUGCAGCAGCAGUUACAGGACAUUAAAGAGCAGACCAUGUGCCCUGUGUGUUUGGAUCGUCUGAAGAAUAUGAUUUUCCUCUGUGGCCAUGGAACGUGCCAGCUCUGUGGAGACCGAAUGAGUGAAUGUCCUAUUUGUCGCAAGGCUAUUGAACGAAGGAUUCUUUUGUAUUAAGAAACUGUGUUUUCUUAGCUGAAGUAUUUGGUCAUGAGCUCUUCUUAGUAAGCCAUUAAGCUAGUUGGAGGUUCUAAUGAAUUAAUUUUUAAUAUCAUAGUUUCUUUCCUAGAGUGUAAUUAGACUGUAAAUGUGCCAGAACAAAAAACCUCUACAAGACAGUGUUUGAAGCUGUGGUUUUUGUUUUUGUUUCUUUUAAUUUGAAACAUCAAAUCCAUGUAAUUCAUAGAUAAUUUACUUGUUGCUUCUAAGGGGAAAAUCCUUUAAGGAUCUCCUGUUGUUUUUGUUUUUAUUGCAUUUUUUUCUUAUAGUUUAUAAAUUUGUUAGACCUCAAGAAAUGUAGUUCCUUAUGAUCAGCUAUCCUUCAGUUUAUAUGAUUUUACACAGUGGGUUGACAUAGGUACUCAGAACAGUCAUGCAGCGAAUGAACGGGGCAAGUCAAACCAUUAGGUCACAUGUGUUAAAUGACAAAAUUAGAAUAUAAGUUAUACAUAGUUAAUACUGCAGAGAGGAUUAUCUUUUUUAAGAUAAAAAGUUAUACAAAUGAUUGAUUCUGAAUUUUUAGAGUAAAUGGAAGCAUGGAAUGAGAGAGUAGUGACUUUGCAUUUAGCUUAAUUUCUAGACUUAAAAGGAAAAUUGUUUAACUUGAACCAAAUUUCAAGAUGAUUGGAAAGGAAAAAUAAGCAAUCAUAGUGGGGUACUGAAGUGGGGGAAGUGGCCAAAAAUGAGUACCUAUUAACUGACCAUUAACAGUUGCCUUUCAUAUAUGUUAAUCUAUACACUAUUCUGUUUACCAACCAUUAAAAAAAAAAAAGUCUGUGAAAAGUGUACCUCAGUUUUCCCUGUGGUUACUUAUCCAGACUUAAUCUGACCAGUGAAACAGUGUUGCCCUCUUUGGGCAUCUGAGGUCUCAUGUAGCUUUUCUUGGGUACUGAAUAGUACCCCAGUGAUCUGAGAAGGAUAACGCAUUGUCCCAAAGCAGCAAUCUUUUUCUUGUCCCUGUCUGUUCAUUCUGACAGUGAUACUGGUUCUGUCUUCAUCAUAAGCCCUACUUCCAUUUUCUUUCAGUUGCUAAGGCUGGUAAGAAAACACUAUCUUUAUACCAACAGGUGAGGAUAUUUAAAUUGCCAACAGUAUCCAAGACAUAGUAAGUAACCUAACAAUAAAUACUUAUUUUAGAAAGCGUGACCAGGACAUUUACAGAAAUAUGUCUGAUUACCUGUAGUUUCUUUUUUGUUUGUUUUUUAAACUCAGACUGAUUCUAGAGCAUCUGGUCAUUUUCCUGCCUUUGAAUGAGUAGUCUUACUCUGUCUAUAGGACGAAUCUACAUUUAAUAAGUGUUUUGGGGUCAUUGCUGCUAGAUUAUAAAAAUAUCAGCUGUUUACAGUGAUGUCUACUAUAUACUAUGUACAAGCUUAUUCCUAAGGGUGUAGUUAUCUGGUAUUUUUUUCCUUUCUUUGAUUCUGGUUCUUCUUUUUUCUUU
Molecule: messenger RNA, 4581 nt
Organism: Lontra canadensis (Northern American river otter)
Lineage: Eukaryota; Metazoa; Chordata; Mammalia; Carnivora; Mustelidae
Gene: MIB1
Product: mindbomb E3 ubiquitin protein ligase 1
Exons: 21
Coding region: 78-3098 (1006 amino acids)
Biological process (GO): protein ubiquitination
Cellular component (GO): cytoplasm
Molecular function (GO): zinc ion binding; protein binding; ubiquitin-protein transferase activity
Source: RefSeq, a predicted model, not a curated record